Benincasa hispida (wax gourd) is the source of this 1028-nucleotide messenger RNA. RefSeq lists its product as uncharacterized. The record is from RefSeq and is a predicted model, not a curated record. Gene Ontology annotation, biological process: regulation of mitotic cell cycle. Lineage: Eukaryota; Viridiplantae; Streptophyta; Magnoliopsida; Cucurbitales; Cucurbitaceae.
AGGAGCGCUGCGUCUAUUUAAGUACAGUCUCGUUCAAGGACUCCCAAUUUUGCAACGGACUAAACCUUGAAGAAAUCGCCAGAAAUUCUUCCACAAGAAAUCAAAUAAAGUCGAGAUCAAAAUAUUUUUUACUGAUAGAAUAUACAUAUCUGCUGUAUCAACAAGAUGGCAAUGACAUUGCAAAAUGGUGGUGGUCUUAUUCAGGACGAGAAUCUCAAUGUUCGCUACAAUGGAUCUGCCAUUGCAGGGAAGGCUAAUGCCAUGAAUUCACAAAGAAAAAGUGGGCUUAAUGGGCGAAAGCCCCUUGGCGAUCUAUCUAACUCAAGAAAGCCAGUCAUAAACCAGUCAUCAAAACGGCAGAACACGAUGAAUCUCAUGUUUAUUGAUGAAGAAAAUGAUGCAGGAAAAAAGAAGAACGUACCAAAGGGCUCUGAGAGGGUGCCGAAGGGUACUCGAAAAGUACUCUCGGAUAUUUCAAACUUUGGAAAGAGCGAUCACAAUGCUAUUUGUGAGGAGCGCUUCCUGCACAACCAUCAAGAUUGUAUUAAAGCACAAAAUUGCUUAAACAAGGAUCAAUUUCUGAGCAUCAUUGGACUUGAUAUCUCCAAAGAAUUGAAGAUAUCCACUUCCACUACAAGAAAGCCUGAUAGUCCAUUGAAGAUGCUUAAGGAAAUGGAGGAAUGGGCGGGAUUUGAUCAAUCUCCAAAGAAGUCGUUUCUGUUUGGAAGAGGAGGACUUGAAUCAUCAACGCCUCUCAAAUCGCCCGAAUCACCUUCGGUAGAUCGCUUUUCUGUUUGGAAGGACAGUGAUAGUAUCGAUUUCACAUUGAUAAAGACCCCAUGAAGCGCAUCUUGGCCUUUGCUUUCAUCUGGAAAGAUUGGUAAUGGUGGUGGUGGUACUUUGAUAUGAAGAUUGUAGAUUCUAUGGAUGCUAGAGGAUGUUAAAACUGGAUUUUUUUUGUUUAAUGUUUUUGUAGAUUUUUGGAUGCUUAAGGUUGUUUUAAAUCAAGAAAGAAAGAUUGUAGUUGA